CUGGUUACUGAGGACAUAGCCAGUUAGAACUGUGUGGCAUACACAGAGCCUGGCACGUGGAUAUGUUUGACAAACGAAUUGAUGGACUGGUACAGGCUCAAUAACUUGGAUUUGGCCAGGAGCUCUGCCAUUUAUAUGCUAGGCAUCAUGGUUACCACAGCAGCCAGAUGCUGAUGAUACCUCCAGGGGCAGCAAGGUAAAGCUGAGCCAGUUCCCAGGUCCUUGCCUCUGCAUGUCCUUGGCAGGCCAGAGUGAGAUGGUCUGAAGCUCACGCUCCUUUCAGGCCCCCCACACUGUCUAAGGUCGCUUAGAUUCACAAACUCUGCCUCCGCAGCCUCAGUUUGGGGCCCUGAAACACCCCUUCAGAGACUCCCUCCUUCCCAACCUCUGUCUCUUGGCUCCCUUCCUGGUUGCCGUGGAAACAGGUUCCACUGCGGACAAAGGAGGGAGCUGGGUCCCGCUUCCUCCCGGUCCUACUGAUGAGGAUUUUUAGACCGUGGAGACUGCGCUGCCCUGCCCUGCACCUGCCCUCACUCCCCGUGUUCUCAUUCAAGUGGAGCUUGCCCUCCCUCGCCCCUGACGAGACCAUGUGUAAAAGUGUGACCACAGGUGAAUGGAAGAAAAUCUUCUACGAGAAGAUGGAGGAGGCAAAGCCAGCGGACAGCUGGGACCUCAUCAUCGAUCCCAACCUCAAGCACAACGUGCUGGCUCCAGGCUGGAAGCAAUACCUGGAGUUGCAUGCUUCGGGCAGGUUCCACUGCUCCUGGUGCUGGCACACCUGGCAGUCGCCCCACGUGGUCAUCCUCUUCCACAUGUACCUGGACCGCGCCCAGCGGGCGGGCUCGGUGCGCAUGCGCGUCUUCAAGCAGCUGUGCUACGAGUGUGGCACGGCGCGGCUGGACGAGUCGAGCAUGCUGGAGGAGAACAUCGAGAGCCUGGUGGACAACCUCAUCACCAGCCUGCGCGAGCAGUGCUACGGCGAGCGCGGCGGCCAGUACCGCAUCCACGUGGCCAGCCGCCAAGACACCCGGCGGCACCGCGGCGAGUUCUGCGAGGCCUGCCAGGAGGGCAUCGUGCACUGGAAGCCCAGCGAGAAGCUGCUGGAGGAGGAGGCGACCACCUACACCUUCUCUCGGGCGCCCAGCCCCACCAAGCCACCGGCCGAGGAGGGUUCUGGCUGCAAUUUCUUUUCCAUCCCCUGGUGCUUGUUUUGGGCCACGGUCCUCCUCCUGAUCAUCUACCUGCAGUUCUCCUUCCGCAGCUCCGUCUAAGAUUCCCUUGUUGGGCCCAGGGAGACGCUGGGGGCCCAAAGCCCGAGGGGCCAGCCAGCUGGUGGGAGGGGGUGAAGAGAGACCUGGGUUGGGAGUGGGGCUAAGUUCUAGCGCUGGUGCCACCACUGACUCCACAGGGACCCUGCACAAAUCACCCAGCUUUAAAAUCUAUAAAGUUAAGGGUUUGGGUUAAAUCAUUGGCUUUUCAAAGUGAGACCCAGGGCCCCAGUGCUCUGCAUAGUGCCUUAGGGACUUUUGCAUUUGGAAGGGAGACUGAGGGAGUGGCUUUCCCACCCUGGUCCUACCUCCCAUCCCCAACUCCUACCUCCUCCUCUGGCUUUAAUCAGAGCAGCUCCAUGUUAG
This is a messenger RNA of Cervus elaphus (red deer), 1634 nucleotides long. RefSeq names its product receptor transporter protein 1 (gene RTP1). Gene Ontology annotation, cellular component: cell surface. The transcript is spliced from 3 exons. Lineage: Eukaryota; Metazoa; Chordata; Mammalia; Artiodactyla; Cervidae. The record is from RefSeq and is a predicted model, not a curated record. Gene Ontology annotation, biological process: protein insertion into membrane; protein targeting to membrane; detection of chemical stimulus involved in sensory perception of bitter taste. Gene Ontology annotation, molecular function: olfactory receptor binding. The coding region runs from base 480 to 1271 and encodes 263 amino acids.